UGAUAAAAUCUUAGUUGAUCCCUCUUGAUACAAAGAGAAGGGGGUGAGAAGUUUAAAAAGUAAUGGAGUGUUUCUCUGCGGACCCAUUUCCUCUUCUUUAUGUAUAACAAUACUAGAUAUUGGGCUAGAUAAAAAAAGGACUCGCAACUCAUUUCCUCUUCUUUAACGAGAGCUAAAAGUCUGUCAUUUGAGCAAGAAGAAAAUGAAAAUCAAACAUGAUAAUUUUUACUUAAACUCGAAAAUCUAAUUUGAUGAAUUUAAAACUAAAUUCGACCAAACCUACUUUGACAAUAAUUGUCUGAAUUCGAAAAAUUCAAUUCUGAAAUUAAAAUAUUUAAACUUAAAACAACCCUUUAGGAUUCUAUGGGUCAAGACUAACCCAGAUAAUUUAUGAAAAUGUUAGGGUUAGGCUUCAAAAAGUAAAGGCCCAACCUAGAAGUUUUGGCGGGAAUGGAUCAGCUAUGAAAAUAGAGAUGGAGAGAGUACGAAAAACGCUUCCCGCUCCUUUAAUUUAUGGCGCCAAACGAAAGAAAAAAAAAAAAAGCCAAAUCCGGAACCAAAACCAAAUCUCAUCUUUUUUUCUUUUCUUAGUUUGUGUGAUUUCCGCCAUUUUCAAAUACCCCCAAAUAUCCUUCUUUUGAACGAAGCUAUUGUUAGGGUGCCGGAAAUACUAUCAGAAACGGAGAGAUGUUCGGAAGAGUAAGAGCGUCACCGUCGCCGUCGUCAGUUGACUGCUUCGAGAUUCCGCCUUCCAAGAUCAUCAAGGACGAUUCCCUCUCCAUCUAUGAGACUACACUGAUGAAGCUUAAACUAGGUUCCCAACGUCACCUGAUCUCACCACCGCCGACGACGGCGGCUGAUUUAACCGAUUGCGCUUCUGGGACUGUUCCAAGCAAUACGAACUCCGAUGAUGAAUCGAUGGUGAUUGACACGGAUUGUUCUCCUGUGAGUGUUUCAUAUACUUCAAGUGAUUUUGAAUCAACGAGUAACUUCAAUUCUCAGCAAGGAAGUAACGGUACGUCGAUUCGCUACUUGUUUUCUAAAUUUAGGGAUCAUCAACGCGUUUCAACGAUUAGUGAUCAAACAAUGAUGAUAGAAUCGAUUGGUUCUACGAGUUUUUUGGGUUCAAUUGAGUUUCAAUCUUUGAGCAGUGGGAAAAGAUCAAGGGAAAACCAUGAAUCUAGCACUAGCACAAGCAAUGGAAGUACUAUUAUAUGAUUGAAUUUGUUUCAAAGAAGGGCUUAGAUUUGGCUUAUUUGUUGGAUUUAGAAACCUUAUGAAUUCUUUGUAUUACGGGUAUGUUUAAUUUUUUUAAACAUUUGAAGGGUUAUAUUUUUAUAUCCGUACGAAUAUUCAUCGAAACAAUAUAAUUGAAGCUUUAGAUUCUUUGUUUUU
Messenger RNA from Gossypium raimondii (Peruvian cotton), 1395 nucleotides. RefSeq lists its product as uncharacterized. Bases 688 to 1218 code for a protein of 176 amino acids. The record is from RefSeq and is a predicted model, not a curated record. Lineage: Eukaryota; Viridiplantae; Streptophyta; Magnoliopsida; Malvales; Malvaceae. The transcript has 2 exons.